UUUUUUUUUUUUUUUUCACCUUUCGGGAGAUUUGCAAACCGAAUUACAUGCAUGUCCAGUGGGGGAAGGUUUAAUUUUGACGAUGGAGGGUCGUACUGUGGAGGCUGGGAGGACGGAAAGGCUCAUGGCCAUGGAAUCUGUACCGGCCCGAAGGGUCAAGGUGAAUAUUCGGGCUCCUGGAGUCACGGCUUUGAGGUGCUGGGGGUCUACACUUGGCCCAGUGGCAACACUUACCAGGGCACCUGGGCGCAGGGCAAGCGCCAUGGCAUUGGCAUGGAGAGCAAAGGGAAGUGGGUGUACAAAGGAGAGUGGACCCAUGGAUUUAAGGGACGGUACGGGGUCCGGGAAUGCACUGGAAACGGGGCCAAGUACGAAGGCACCUGGAGCAAUGGAUUACAGGAUGGCUACGGGACAGAGACCUACUCGGAUGGAGGGACGUACCAGGGCCAGUGGGUCGGCGGGAUGCGCCAGGGUUACGGCGUGCGGCAGAGCGUUCCCUACGGCAUGGCAGCGGUCAUCAGGUCACCCCUGAGGACGUCCAUCAACUCCCUGCGCAGCGAGCACACCAACGGCACGGCGCUGCACCCCGAGGCCUCGCCCGCCGUGGCCGGCAGCCCGGCCGUGUCCCGCGGCGGCUUCGUGCUCAUGGCGCACAGCGACGCCGAGAUGCUCAAGAGCAAGAAGAAGGGGAUCUUCCGGCGCUCGCUGCUGAGCGGCCUGAAGCUCCGCAAGUCCGAGUCCAAGAGCUCCUUGGCCAGCCAGCGCAGCAAGCAGAGCUCGUUCCGCAGCGAGGCCGGCAUGAGCACGGUCAGCUCCACCGCCAGCGACAUCAACUCCACCAUCAGCCUGGGCGAGGGCGAGGCCGAGCUCUCGGUCAUCGAGGACGACAUCGACGCCACCACCACCGAGAUCUACGUGGGCGAGUGGAAGAACGACAAGCGCUCGGGCUCGGGCGUGAGCCAGCGCUCGGACGGGCUCAAGUACGAGGGCGAGUGGGCCAACAACAAGCGGCACGGCUACGGCUGCAUGACCUUCCCUGACGGCACCAAGGAGGAGGGCAAGUACAAGCAGAACAUCCUGGUCAGCGGCAAGAGGAAGAACCUGAUCCCGCUGCGCGCCAGCAAGAUCCGGGAGAAGGUGGAUCGGGCCGUGGAGGCGGCCGAGAGGGCGGCCACCAUCGCCAAGCAGAAGGCGGAGAUCGCGGCGUCCAGGACCUCUCACUCCCGGGCCAAGGCGGAGGCGGCCGUGACGGCGGCGCAGAAGGCGCAGGAGGAGGCGAGGAUCGCCAGGAUCACUGCCAAAGAGUUCUCACCUUCCUUCCAGCACAGGGAGAACGGGCUGGAAUGCCAGCGGCCCAAGCGGCAGAACUCGAGCGACGACAUCGAGGUGCUGUCCACGGGCACGCCGCUGCAGCAAGAGAGCCCCGAGCUGUACCGCAAAGGCACCACGCCGUCCGAGCUGAGCCCCGAGGACAGCCCGCUGGGGGGGGGGGGGGUCGGGCCGCCCUCCUGCCGCAACAAGAGCGCCCACUUCUCCCGGCAGCUGUCGGUGGACGAAGAGAGGGGCGGCGAGAUCCAGAUGUUGCUGGAGGGGCGCGGCGGGGAUUACCUGCGCCCCAACAGCUGGAGCGAGGAGAAGGGCGGCGGGAGCCGCGCCGGGAGGAUGCGCGGCGGGCAGGGGUCCGGCGCCGUGCCCGAAGAUUACAGAGCCCGCAGCGGGGCGCACAAACAUUCGGCCUCCAACCACAAGCCCAGAGAGAGGUGGACAGAUUCCCCAGCCGCGGUUUCAUGGACUUCCCACCACAGGUCUCACAACCACAGCUCAGGGAGCUCCAAGCUGCUUGAGCUGGAUGAGGAGAAGAUGAGUAAUUAUGAGAUGGAGAUGAAGCCCCUCAUGAGGAUGGAUUCUUAUAUGCAAGAGAUUCACACCCAAAAAAGACACUACAGCAAAGGGGGAGGCUGCAGGAGCGUGGCUGACGAGCACCGUGGGGAAGAGCGGGGCUUCGGGGUUCAGAGACUGAGGUCUAAGUCCCAGAACAAAGAGAAUUUCAGGCCAGCUUCCUCUGCCGAGCCCACGGUGCAGAAACUGGAAAACCUGAGAUUCGGGGACAAAGCUGAACCUCGGCUACUGAGGUGGGACUUAACCUUCUCCCCGCCACAGAAAUCUUUACCUGUUGCACUAGAAUCUGAAGAGGACAGUGGGGAUGCGCUCAAAUCCAGUACGGGUUCAGCUCCCAUCCUGGUAGUCAUGGUGAUCUUACUAAAUAUUGGAGUCGCCAUUUUGUUUAUUAACUUUUUCAUCUAAUUCAAGACUGUCUUGUUUGCAAAAAUAACAGUUACAUGUAUGAAUGGGGGAAAAAAACAAACAAAACAAAACAAAACAAAAAAAAAACCAGAACCAAACAACAACAACAAAAAAAAUCAAAGGGAAAAAUCAUAACUCGAACUGUCCUCUGACAAUUUCCAAGUCUUUUCACAGAAGAACAACAAAUGAUCGAGUCUCACUCACAGUUUGCCUUUUUUCCUGGGUAAUGUUUUUUGGAUUUUAGCCAAAAUUCUUUGCUUGUAUAACACUAUGCUGUGUGGCAUGGCAAAAUGCUAUCAACACUCUGCCCCCCCAACACUGGGAAGGAUGAGAAGGAAUCCCAACAAAAGAAAAAAAAAAACUCGUUUCCCUUCCCCUCACCCCACCCCUCAAAAAAAA
Molecule: messenger RNA, 2703 nt
Organism: Ficedula albicollis (Collared flycatcher)
Lineage: Eukaryota; Metazoa; Chordata; Aves; Passeriformes; Muscicapidae
Gene: JPH3
Product: junctophilin 3
Exons: 6
Coding region: 52-2304 (750 amino acids)
Biological process (GO): regulation of synaptic plasticity
Cellular component (GO): junctional membrane complex; endoplasmic reticulum membrane; plasma membrane
Source: RefSeq, a predicted model, not a curated record